Molecule: messenger RNA, 207 nt
Organism: Aspergillus candidus
Lineage: Eukaryota; Fungi; Ascomycota; Eurotiomycetes; Eurotiales; Aspergillaceae
Exons: 2
Coding region: 1-207 (68 amino acids)
Source: RefSeq, a predicted model, not a curated record
AUGUCAUUCUGGAGUUCCUACCGAUCCCUAUCGCCCAAAACGCGCGCCCUGUUCGGAGUGGGCCUCAUGGCCUGGGCGUCGAUUGGACUCUGGAUGUCGCCGCAGGUGGAGGACGUAAUGGGGAUGAAGGCCACGGCGGCGGAGCAGGAGGAGCUGGAUCGGAAAUUGGCGCUCCGGGUGUCUAGGGUUGAGAAGGAGGGGAAGUGA